This is a messenger RNA of Ambispora gerdemannii, 300 nucleotides long. Lineage: Eukaryota; Fungi; Glomeromycota; Glomeromycetes; Archaeosporales; Ambisporaceae. The record is from the annotation of a GenBank genome assembly.
AUGUCACAACCACAAAUCCCAACAAUCAGCAACAAAUUCCUAACAGUCAAAAGUUUCAAGAAAGCCGCACAACAAGAUGCUAAGGCAGCCGGCUUCACUUUUAGUGUAUCAUCAUCAAAAAUGUCACGUGUUGGCAAAGUCAAUCGCACUCCUUUUGUUAUCUUGCAGUGCACAAUGAGAGGUGAAUAUAGAAAUAAUCACGAGAUUACUAAAGAAACUCGAAAAAGAAAAAAAUUUACGAAACGUCAAAACUGUCCUGUCAUUUUACGGGUUGUUUUGAAUGAGGAUGCUGGCGUUUGG